This is a messenger RNA of Aspergillus campestris IBT 28561, 2082 nucleotides long. RefSeq names its product putative dynactin Arp1 p62 subunit RO2. The record is from RefSeq and is a predicted model, not a curated record. The coding region runs from base 76 to 1995 and encodes 639 amino acids. The transcript is spliced from 3 exons. Lineage: Eukaryota; Fungi; Ascomycota; Eurotiomycetes; Eurotiales; Aspergillaceae. Gene Ontology annotation, cellular component: dynactin complex.
UCUCACAAGACGCGAAGAUUCAUGGGGGCAAUUGAUCAGUUAUAGGCCUGGAGCCUCGUCCAGCACUUCAUCACCAUGUCGCGCCCCUUCCCCUACACCUACAUCUCGUGCCCGUGUGCCGACACCCCCGUCCCCGACCCGGCCAGGAAGCGGAGAUCGCGAGACUCCCCCCACAAGCCCCAUCCCGAACGCCCAAAAUCCCAGGAGGUGCCUCAAUUUGAGGAUGAGGACGAGAAGACCUUCGAUCCGCGAUCUCUACGGUCCAAUUUCUCCUUGUACCCCCCGGAACAGCUCCUCUACUGCGAGGACUGUCACCAGAUUAAGUGCCCACGAUGCAUCACGGAGGAGAUUGUCUGCUCCUAUUGCCCUAACUGUCUGUUUGAAACGCCGAGCAGUAUGGUUAGGAGUGAGGGAAACCGAUGCGCGAGAAACUGCUUUAACUGCCCCGCGUGCACGGCACCGCUCGCAGUCACGACACUAGAGAAUAUCACGGGAGGUGGCAGCCAGCAGGGCCCUUGGGUGUUGUCGUGUGGAUACUGCAUGUGGACAACCCUAGACAUCGGCAUUAAAUUCGACAAGCCCACCAAUAUCCGCACCCAGCUGUCCAAGAUGACGGAUUCUGUGUCCCAAGGCAGACAGAGGUCUAAAACGUUCGGAGAACUCAAGUCGCCGCUCUCGACAUACAGAUCAAUUGACGAGCAGUUCAUGUCGUCGCAAGACGGCAAAAGCGAUGAGUCUACAACGACUACCGAGCAGGCUCCCCUUGGUCACGACGCCAGAUUCAACGCUUUGAGCAACUUCUACAAGAACCAAAUCGCCGCGACAUCGUCGUCACCGAACGAUCCAUUGGGAACUGAUUUUGGGGCUGGCUUCUCCUCACCCGGUGCCCUGAACCGCAUCAUGUCCCUUUACACCUCGUCCUCCCGGCUCAGUGGGCUUUACGGUGGCAAUAAGAAACCCAAGACCAAGCCACCAGUGAUGCGUGAGGCUCUCACCGCCAGCGAAGGACUCAAGGUCCCCGCCCCGAACGCCGAAACCUCGUUGAUCAAACGAAUUGCCUCCAAAGAAUGCGGGUGGGAGGCCCCCGACGCCCGCUUCGUCGAGGACCUCCUUCCGCUCCCCGUUCUCCUUCGGACUAAGCGCUCAAAGCGCUGCAAAUCCUGUAAACACAUCCUCGUCAAGCCCGAGUUCAAACCGCAGUCGACCCGCUUCCGUAUCCGUCUCAUCGCUCUCAGCUACAUCCCCCUGUCUACCAUGCGACCCCUCACUCAGGGACCGUCCGCCUCUGCCCCCAUCCCCAGCCCCCCUCCCAACCUAGACGCCCUAUCCCCCUUGAAACCAAUCCAGCUACUCCUCACACUGAAAAACCACAUGUUCGACCCCGUCCGAAUCACCCUGGCAACACCAUCAGUGACCCCAGGACGUGUAGCCUCCAAAGUUACAAUCCUAUGCCCGCAGUUCGACAUCGGCGCCAACAGUGACGUCUGGGACGAAGCCUUGCAAACAACCGCCCCAGGAGACCAGCGCUCGUCGCGCUCCGGUGGCUUAGGUGUCUACGAGAAAGUAGCAGAAGCCGGCAAGGUGUGGGACAAGGGCCGAAACUGGACGACCGUCGUCUUGGAAGUCGUUCCGGGCAUGUUACCGGGUGGGAAACCACUGUCCAGCACUGCAGGUACCACGAAGAGCCCCGCCGGUAAAGACAGCGACUCCGACUCCGACGACGAUGAUGAUGAUGAUGACGACGAUGACGACAAUACAAUGAUGCAGGGGUCUUUCGACUGGAGCGGCCAAUCCCAAGACACUUCGCAGAAGCAACUCCAACCAGACGAAGACGUCCUUGAUAUCCCGGUCUUUGUCCGCAUGGAAUGGGACUCCGAUAACCAGAUCGAUAACGAACAGUCGAUAGGGAAGGGCCCGAGUUCAGAUACUGUCAAGAGAGAGUUGGCUUACUGGAUGGUGUUGGGCGUGGGGAGGAUCAGUCGAGAGCUGGGGUAGUGAUUUCAUUCUGUGAAGUGUAGAUAUUUUUUUGCGCUGCUAUCUAUGUUGUUGUUGCGGUUGUUGUCACAUCAUACCCAUGUUUUG